AUGAGCGUCACAUUCGAAGUUUUCCGUGGUUCCAAGGAGGGAAAGAUCGUUGCCGACAAGACCACCCGCACCCUGCAGCCCAAUGAGGUCUACAUUGAGACCACACACUCCGGUCUCUGCGGUACAGACGAGCACUUCCUCUGCUCCGGCCAGGUUCUUGGCCACGAGGGUGUUGGUGUCGUGCGAGAGAUUGGACGUGACGUCACCAAUGUCAAGGUCGGCGCUCGCGUCGGCUUCGGAUACACCCACUAUGUGUGCGGAACCUGUGAACAGUGCUUGAGCGGCUGGGACCAGUACUGUGAGAACAAGAAGGAAUAUGGUAGUCACGAUCACGAUCUUGGAUCCUUCAGCGAGGGUGUCGUUUGGGAUGCUGGCUGCGUCGUCCCCAUUCCUGAUGGAUAUGACUCCGCCGAUGCCGCCCCAUUGAUGUGUGCCGGUGCCACUGUCUGGACUAUCCUGACGGAGUACGGUGUUCGUCCCACGGACCGCGUUGCUGUUAUGGGUAUUGGUGGCCUAGGCCACUUGGCGAUCAAGCUGGCCGCCGCGAUAGGAUGUCACGUCGUCGUUCUGUCCAGUUCCGAGGCCAAGCGUGAGGAGGCAAUGGCCUUCGGUGCGUCCGAGUACCACGUCUUCAAGGCCGGUCAAGAGAUCAAGAAUUUCAAGCCAGUGAACCAUCUCUUGCUCUGCGGUAGUGCCAGUGUCGACUAUCAAUCUCUGAUGCCAUUGAUGGACAUUCAUGGCUCCAUCUACCCAUUGACUGUCGACCUGACUCCCUCACCCGUCCCUCUGCUCAGGAUGUGCCUCAAGGGUGUCCGUGUCCAGGGAUCUCUUGUUGCAUCUCGCCGCAGUCUGCGCUCAUUGAUGCAAUUCGCCGCCGAGAAGAAGAUCACUCCAACCACCAUGACCUUCCCAUUGGAUGUCGAGGGAGUUGAGAAGGCCAUGCAGACCCUUCGUGAUGGCAAGAUGCGAUACCGUGGUGUCCUCAUUCGUCAGUAA
Messenger RNA from Penicillium subrubescens, 996 nucleotides. RefSeq names its product NAD(P)-dependent alcohol dehydrogenase. NCBI's taxonomy places the organism in Eukaryota, Fungi, Ascomycota, Eurotiomycetes, Eurotiales, Aspergillaceae. Bases 1 to 996 code for a protein of 331 amino acids. The record is from RefSeq and is a predicted model, not a curated record. Gene Ontology annotation, biological process: alcohol metabolic process. Gene Ontology annotation, molecular function: zinc ion binding; alcohol dehydrogenase (NADP+) activity. The transcript has 3 exons.